Messenger RNA from Schistocerca nitens (vagrant locust), 1454 nucleotides. RefSeq lists its product as uncharacterized. NCBI's taxonomy places the organism in Eukaryota, Metazoa, Arthropoda, Insecta, Orthoptera, Acrididae. The transcript is spliced from 8 exons. The coding region runs from base 165 to 1454 and encodes 429 amino acids. The record is from RefSeq and is a predicted model, not a curated record.
CGCUCAGACUGCCCUCGUCGCGAUAACCGCAGCGCACGCCGCCGGCCGAACCACGAGAAGCAGAGCCAUCUCUCGCGGCCGUGUGCACUAGGACAACAGUGACGCGGCGCCCGGCAGAGGAGUGGCGCUAGGCAAGAGCUAAAACUUGCCAUGUCUCUCUACUCAUGAGGUGCUUCCAGAACAUGUACUACACGAAAAAGUUUGCUGAAUGGAUCCGACUGACUUUGUUGCUUUGUAUAGCUCUGCAUUGCUGUCUUGUGAAAAUGGAGGACAUCAGCUUCGAACCGAGGAUCCUACUUAACAAAACCUGUGCUUUUACCUCUUGUCGCAGUGCGAGACAAGAAUCACCUAAUGACAUGGAUUUAGAUACAUUUCUUACUGCCAGGUGUUACUGUGACGCUGAUUGCAAGAAAUUCCAAGACUGCUGCUAUGAUAUAUCCAAAACAUCUUACUACGCUUAUGAUCAAACUUCACUUCAUUGGAGCUGUUCACAUAUACCUUCGCAGGCAAAGGAUGUAUAUAUGAUAAAUUCAUGCCCACAUCAUCAUACGCAGUUCUCAAAUUUAUGUUCAGGAACUGCAGAACCAUAUGAUUACAAACAAGAUAUUCCAGUUCUAAGUCACCACACAGGUUUGUGGUACCAAAAUUUCUUCUGUGCUUUGUGUCACGAAGAGCAGGACAACUUGGUGCCAGUGACACUUCACUUUGAAUGUACCAGAAAUCUGACAUCAGACCAGGUGCUACAGAAUGGUACCUACCAACCACAUGCUUUGUCGUGGACUCUUGGCCAAGAUGAGUGUAAACUGAAAGUUGGGGCAGACUAUUCAAACACAUCACUGGAUAAUGUAGUCAUGCGAAGAUGUUUGCCUCAUGUAAGCACUUGUGCCCAUGACUGGACAAAUGAAACAGUGGAAAAUCUUUGCUAUUCCUAUACACACUUUGUUUAUGGAAGAGUAAAUGGAGCAAAAAAGAUCUACAAGAAUCCGCACUGCGCAUUGUGCAACCAUGCCAAAAUGAAAAGUCUGCACUGCUGGUCGGAUGACGGCGUGAUUGGGAGACAGAAGCCCGAGUUAUCAUUGAUCACAUUGCUGAAUCUCUACUGGAGUAUUGGCGACAAAAACUGCCGUCCACCUACGCAUAUCUACGACCCACUGCAUGAAGUAUGUCAGCCUAUAGCUGAUUCUUGUCCUGAAAACACAAUUUAUGACAAUGGUAUAUGCGUUGGAAAACAAACGAACGGAACCAACUCUACUCUGGGAUCAACAGAUCUUAAAACAUCAUGUGCAGUUAUAAGUCUUCGCAGCGAAGAAUUUAUCGUUCUCAAUAACUCUAUCCAGUUGGCCCUAAAGACUUCCCAUCAGGUGAUACCAGAAGGUCAAUACGAACUCACUGAGAAUGGAGACGCCAAAAUUAUCUGCUAUUAUGAGUUCAGACUCAUAGUUGAGCUUGAGUAA